Messenger RNA from Talaromyces stipitatus ATCC 10500, 459 nucleotides. RefSeq names its product BYS1 domain protein, putative. The coding region runs from base 1 to 459 and encodes 152 amino acids. The record is from RefSeq and is a predicted model, not a curated record. NCBI's taxonomy places the organism in Eukaryota, Fungi, Ascomycota, Eurotiomycetes, Eurotiales, Trichocomaceae. The transcript has 2 exons.
AUGAAAUUCAUAUCAGCUACUCUGGUUGGUGCACUCCUCCCUCUUGCUCAUGCCGUUGGAAACGCAAUAGUCUUCAACAACUGCACAAACACCAUAUAUGUCUGGUCAGUGGGAUCCUCGAUCGGCAACUACCAAGCAUUAGCGAACGGCGAAAGUUACACCGAACAAUAUCGACACGAUGACCAGACCGGCGGUAUCACACUCAAAGUGACUGCAGUUGCAGAUGGAAUAUACAACAGUGCUCCGGAGCUAGAUUACGGCUAUACCUUGGACAACCAGACAAUCUGGUACGAUAUUUCAGAUGUUAAUGGUGAUCCCUUUGCCAAUUCGACCGUUGCUCUCGUGCCGGCGAAUGGUGCUUGCCAGAGUUUCCAUUGGGCAGACGGGAUAUCACCACCGGGGAUACAUACCGCUUCUUGCAGUGCUGAAGUGGACUGGAGGAAUGGCUGUUACAAAUGA